CGAGACGCAAAUGCGGGGGAUGUAUUUAGCGCUCCACUCAUGCAGCAGCUCACCGAUGGUGCUGCAGAGCUUGAUAAGCCUGUCGGUCUGCGGUUAACCUCUAGCCGACCGAGGGAUUGUUAUUGUAGCUGUCAAUACCUUGGGUGGGCCAGAUCAGAUCCUUACAACGGGUCAUAGCAAGAAGAGGAAAUUAAGCAACUACAAAGCCUGAUAUCGCGAAAAGAAACAAGCCGUCUGGAAAGUGUACUGAGUAGUAGUCAAUCAGAUCCCCCCCGCUGGCCAAAUUUCUGCCAUGCAUGCAGCAGCAUCAAGUCGAAUAAACCGGCUGGACGGAGGAGCCGAGGAUGUCCGGCAAUUGAUUUGCUCCUCCCCUCCUCCCCUUCAAAUAUUCUCCUUCCACCAGAUACCAUACUGUCAUUCUCGUCUUCUUCUUCUUCAUCUUCAUCAUGGCUUUAGCGAUCGCUGCCGCCAUCACGGCCGCAGCCUACCUCAAUGCCAAAUUCCACCUGAGCAAAGACCUGGCGGUGCUGCGCACGGUGCGCCAGGCCACCCGCAGCACACAACAGGCCCGAGAACAAGGCCAGCUUAACCUUUGGUUCAAUUUCGUCGAAACCGCCUCGCACUAUCCUGAUGUGACCGCUAUUUGGACACGCGAGCAGUCGUACACCUUCCGCGAGGUGUUUGCCGCCGCUGCACGCUACGCCCAGUUCUUUCGCCACCACGGCGUCAAACCCGGCGACUUGGUCGCAUUUUAUCUCCAAAAUCGUCCAGAAUUUAUGUUCGCAUGGUUGGGACUCUGGAGUAUUGGUGCGGCGCCUGCUGCGAUUAAUUACCACCUCACCGGGGACGCACUGGUGCACAGUCUGACCCUCAGCGGCGCAAAGCUUUUGCUGGUGGAUCCGGACGCGGAGUGCCGGGCGCGCAUCGACGACCGCCGAUCCACCUUGGAGACUGACUUAGGACUAACACUUAUCACCCUGGAUGAGACCUUCACUACCACAGUUCUCGCGAAAUUUCCCGCCGAAGUCCCUGAAGGUGGUCAACUAGCGCGGGACACCCAAGGCAGCGCCCCGGCCAUCUUGCUCUACACCUCGGGAACCACGGGGCUACCGAAGGGAUGCCCCUUCACAAUGGAGCGGCUGCACAAUGGCGUAGGCAUCAGGGAGUAUUCCACGCACGACAAGGUCGGACCUGACGGCGACCGGUGGUACAGCGCGAUGCCGCUCUACCACGGGACAUCGGCGGUGGCACUGAUGGUGGCGCUGGUACGCGGCACUAGCAUCGCGAUUGCGCCGCGGUUCAGCGUACGCGACUUCUGGCGCGACAUCCGCGACUCGCAGGCGACGGCAUUCGUGUACGUCGGCGAGAUCGCCCGAUACCUGAUGGCGGCGCCGCCCUCGCCGCUGGACCGGCAGCACCGCGUGCGUCUGAUGUACGGCAACGGAUUGCGACCGGACGUGUGGACGCGCUUCCAAGAGCGCUUUGGGAUUGCUGAGGUGGGCGAGUUCUUCAACAGCACCGAGGGGGUGUUCAGUCUAUAUAACUACAACCGCGGGCCCUUCAGCGCUAGCGCCGUGGGCCACCACGGCGCGUUGUCUCGGUAUCUCAUGCGCGACGUGUAUGCCCCCGUGGCCAUCGACCCGCAGACGGGGGAUGUUCAGCGCGACCCGGUGACCGGGUGGGCGAUUCGCCAGCCCUACGAGAUCGGCGGCGAGAUGCUGGUGCGGGUGCCGUCCAAGGCGGCGUUUCCGGGCUAUUGGCGCAACCCAGACGCCACGGAUAGAAAGUUUCUGCGCGAUGUGUUUCAGUCCGGGGAUCUGUGGUAUCGAUCAGGGGAUGCGCUGCGACGGGAUGCCGAUGGACGGUGGUAUUUCCUCGACCGUUUGGGAGAUACGUUCCGCUGGAAGAGUGAGAAUGUCUCCACGGCCGAAGUAUCUCACGUUCUAGGCGAAUAUCCCGGAAUCCAGGAAGCCAACGUCUACGGCGUUUUGGUGCCCUCCCACGACGGUCGGGCCGGCUGCGCCGCGCUGCAGCUGACUCCCGAAGCGGCCGCCAAGGGAGAGAGCUUGGAUCUCACGGCGCUGGCCCGGUUUGCGCGCGCCCGUCUCCCGCGCUACGCGGUCCCGGUGUUCCUGCGGCUGGUGACGCAGACGUCGCAUAUCCACAACCACAAGCAGAAUAAAGUACCGCUGCGCGAGGAAGGCGUCGAGCCGGCGAAGCUGGGGACUCACGUGGUGGGCGGGCAGAACGACCAGUUGUAUUGGCUGCCUCCUGGGGCCGAGGGGUAUGUGCCGUUCGGCGAGAGGGAGUGGAAGCAAUUAGUUGGCGGGACGGCGAAGUUAUGAGGUUAGAUUGGAUGGUUCGACCGAGACCUCUGUUGUUACCGUGCUGCCGUCCUGAACAUGAUUGUACGAAGACUUUGAAUGGGAUAUCGGAGGUUUCGUUUCGGGCUAGUAACACAACCAGUCUGCGCUUGCAAGCUCCUGGAAAGGGCCGAUGCCAAGCGGGAGUCACGGUUGGUUGGUAUAGGAGGUUCAAAUUAGGGCACGCGAUGGAGGUGGAGCCUACCUCCGCCAUGUUCCCCCUUGU
Messenger RNA from Aspergillus saccharolyticus JOP 1030-1, 2589 nucleotides. Its product is annotated as putative very-long-chain acyl-CoA synthetase family protein (CefD1). The transcript is spliced from 3 exons. The record is from RefSeq and is a predicted model, not a curated record. NCBI's taxonomy places the organism in Eukaryota, Fungi, Ascomycota, Eurotiomycetes, Eurotiales, Aspergillaceae. Bases 447 to 2345 code for a protein of 632 amino acids. Gene Ontology annotation, molecular function: long-chain fatty acid transmembrane transporter activity; long-chain fatty acid-CoA ligase activity.